UUGCAUCUUUAGCCCAAUCCUGUCGAUAAAUCCAUCUUCUCUCUCUACAUAACCUCCCUCCAUUUCACUUGAACCAGUCACGCUCCCGUCUUUUCCUCAAGAUCCGCAGACCACAUUCUCCAGGGCGUUCAUCGCGUUUUCUCUCCAGAUUUUGUCUUGCAAAAUGGCAUCACACAUUGUUGGAUAUCCUCGCAUGGGACCAAAGAGAGAGCUCAAGUUCGCUUUGGAAUCAUUCUGGGAUGGGAAGAGCGGUGCUCAUGAUCUGGAGAAGGUUGCGAAGGAUUUGAAGGCGGCAAUUUGGAAGCAGAUGGCUGAUGCGGGGAUCAAGUACAUCCCUAGCAACACAUUCUCUUACUAUGAUCAGGUGCUUGAUACCACUGCCAUGCUUGGGGCUGUUCCCCCAAGGUAUGGAUGGAAUGGUGGUGAGAUUGGGUUCGACACCUACUUCUCCAUGGCCAGAGGGAAUGCCUCACUUCCUGCUAUGGAAAUGACCAAAUGGUUUGACACCAACUACCACUACAUUGUGCCUGAAUUGGGACCUGAUGUCAAGUUCUCCUAUGCUUCUCACAAGGCAGUCACUGAAUACAAAGAGGCCAAGGCGCUUGGAGUUGAGACUGUUCCAGUCAUUGUUGGCCCUGUUUCCUACUUGUUGCUGUCGAAGCCAGCAAAGGGUGUGGAGAAAUCCUUCAACCUUCUCUCAUUGCUUGGAAAGAUCAUUCCAGUCUACAAAGAAGUUGUUACUGAACUAAAGGCAGCAGGUGCUACAUGGGUUCAAUUUGAUGAGCCCACCCUUGUUCUUGAUCAGGACUCCCACAAAUUGCAGGCCUUCGCUGAAGCCUAUACUGAGUUGGAAUCUGCUUUAUCUGGUCUAAAUGUUGUCAUCGAGACUUACUUUGCGGAUGUCCCUGCUGAGACUUACAAGACCCUUACCUCAUUGAAGGGCAUUUCUGGUUUUGGGUUUGACCUGGUCCGUGGAACGAAGACACUUGACUUGAUCAAGUCGAGCUUCCCAUCUGGGAAGUACCUCUUUGCUGGAGUUGUUGAUGGAAGGAACAUCUGGGCUAAUGAUCUUGCCACUUCUUUGACCACUCUCCAUUCCCUUGAGAGCAUUGUGGGCAAAGAUAAGCUUGUGGUCUCGACUUCCUGCUCUCUCCUUCACACCUCUGUUGAUUUGGCGAAUGAGACCAAGCUUGACAGUGAGAUCAAGUCAUGGUUUGCUUUUGCUGCACAGAAAGUUGUUGAAGUUAAUGCUUUGGCUACGGCAUUGUCAGGCCACAAGGAAGAGGCAUUCUUUGAUGCCAAUGCAGCUGCUCAGGACUCAAGGAAAUCUUCCCCCAGGGUGAACAAUGAGGCUGUCCAGAAGGCUGCUGCUGCCUUGAAGGGUUCCGAACACCGCCGUGCAACCCCAGUGAGUGCCAGGUUGGAUGCACAGCAGAAGAAACUCAACCUCCCAAUCCUCCCAACCACCACCAUUGGCUCUUUCCCUCAGACCAUGGAUUUGAGAAGAGUACGCCGUGAAUACAAGGCCAAAAAGAUCUCUCAGGAAGACUAUGUCAAGGCCAUCAAGGAAGAAAUUAGCAAGGUUGUCAAAUUGCAGGAGGACCUUGACAUCGAUGUUCUUGUGCACGGAGAGCCAGAGAGGAAUGAUAUGGUGGAGUACUUUGGGGAGCAGAUGGAGGGUAUUGCUUUCACUGUGAAUGGGUGGGUCCAAUCCUAUGGGUCGAGGUGUGUGAAGCCCCCCAUCAUCUAUGGUGAUGUGAGCCGUCCCAAGGCAAUGACCGUCUACUGGUCCUCCAUGGCUCAGAGCAUGACCGCUCGCCCAAUGAAGGGUAUGCUCACGGGCCCAGUCACCAUUCUUAACUGGUCUUUUGUCAGAGUUGACCAGCCCAGAUCAGAAACAUGCUACCAGAUUGCCCUGGCUAUUAAGGAUGAGGUCGAGGACCUGGAAAAAGGUGGAAUUCAGGUAAUUCAAAUUGACGAGGCAGCUUUGAGAGAAGGCUUGCCGUUGCGCAAGUCGGAGCAGGCCCAUUACUUGGACUGGGCUGUUCACUCUUUUAGAAUCACCAACUGUGGAGUCAAGGAUACCACUCAGAUCCACACCCACAUGUGCUACUCCAACUUCAACGACAUCAUCCACUCCAUCAUUGACAUGGAUGCCGAUGUUAUCACAAUCGAGAACUCCCGCUCUGACGAGAAGCUCCUCUCGGUGUUCCGUGAGGGGGUGAAAUAUGGUGCUGGCAUCGGCCCCGGGGUUUAUGACAUCCACUCCCCCCGUAUCCCCACCACCGAUGAGAUUGCUGACCGCGUCAACAAGAUGCUUGCCGUCCUUGAGACCAACAUCCUCUGGGUGAACCCUGAUUGUGGCCUCAAAACCCGCAAAUAUUCUGAGGUCGUACCUGCCCUCACCAACAUGGUUUCUGCUGCCAAGCUUCUCCGCACCCAGCUUGCCAGCACCAAGUAAGAGAGAGAGAAGCGGCUUGAUUUAAAAUAUUGAGAUUUGUUUCGUGGGAGAAAAAGAACGUACACUCUUGCCUAUUUUCUUUUAUUCUCUUUUUUUUUUCUUCCAUUGUUGAAAAAUUUGAAUUUUGAAUAAUUUUCUGUUGAUGAAAGUCCUUGAGUUGGCUGGUUGGUUUUGUUUUCAAUAUUAUUUUUGUGGUUCGCUAUGAUGAGGGAAAGCUAGAUAAUGGGUUCUGGCUUUGUCAGCCUCUUACUGCUAUUUUGGAAGGCUUCUGGGCCUCUUGUAGUUUCGAGGGCAAAGUGAAAAAUAUGAAAUGCUACUAUAUUGAGAUUGCCCUCUUCUAAA
Amborella trichopoda is the source of this 2803-nucleotide messenger RNA. RefSeq names its product Cobalamin-independent synthase family protein (gene ATMS1). Gene Ontology annotation, molecular function: 5-methyltetrahydropteroyltriglutamate-homocysteine S-methyltransferase activity; zinc ion binding. NCBI's taxonomy places the organism in Eukaryota, Viridiplantae, Streptophyta, Magnoliopsida, Amborellales, Amborellaceae. The record is from RefSeq and is a predicted model, not a curated record.